AUGUCGAGGUUCGAGGUUUCAGCGAUGCGCUUUGCUUUCGUUGCCCUGAUCUUCGGAGCUCCAGUCAAGUGUGCUCGACCCGCUCUUCAGCAGCAGACGUCAAUGGGAGGCACUCUUGAAUACGAUGAUGUGUGUUGCUGCAAGCGGCACACGGAGGUGGGGAAGACGCUCCGAAGGCCCGGACACACAGAGGGCAUGGAGCGAUCAGAUUGCCAGGUGUUGAAGCAGAUGAGGCCGGAUCGACCCUUCUGGUGGCACUUUGGAACAGAGCCGGGAUCCGAGAAACGAUGCUGCUGGACGAGCAAGCAUAACUGCAUGCCUACCAUCGGUUUUCUCUCGCUGAACGACGAUGGCGGAAGACGAAUCGGUGACGAAGAGCGCGACGGCCUUUGCCGGAGCUCUAGAACUCCCGAAGGAGACGUGGAGCCGAUCGACAAGACCUUUGCCUUUAACGAGAUCAUGCAGUCCCUUUACAGCGAAAUCGGUGACAUGGUUACAAGCAAACUAUGUGGGCUGGUAUCGGGCGGUCUUGCCGCACACGGCCCAGGGCAUAUUGGACAAUGUGCUCAGGCUCAUAGGCAGGCAGGCUCACUCCAGCGAGCCGGCAGAACGGCCAUGGGGGAGGCUUUUGAAGGCGCUAUUGGCAGCCAUCUUUCGUCCAAAACGCACCAGCACAUAAUGCCCCCCAACGAAUGGUUUCAGUACGGUGGCGACAGGCCCCUCGAGGUCGCAAAGUCAGUGCAGGUGUUUAACGGGAAGAAAUUCCCAAACAUGAAGUAUUGGUUCCACCCGGAGCUGAAGGAUGGGAAGGCGGUGGUCGUCUUCCAGGAUCCCAACACCUACGUGCCUCCGGACAAGCGGCCUCCGACGAGUACUUCCGGGCAGGGUUUCUGCGGGCAGGAUGCGACGCACUUUGAGAAGGUCUGCGUCCAGACGAAAGAUACCGGCGAGCUCGUAUCCUUGACGGUCAAUCUUGAUCUGGACAAGGAGCUGGAUGUGACGGCCGAGGUCCCACUCUAG
Symbiodinium sp. CCMP2592 is the source of this 1020-nucleotide messenger RNA. NCBI's taxonomy places the organism in Eukaryota, Dinophyceae, Suessiales, Symbiodiniaceae. The record is from the annotation of a GenBank genome assembly.